This is a messenger RNA of Cyphellophora europaea CBS 101466, 993 nucleotides long. RefSeq lists its product as uncharacterized. NCBI's taxonomy places the organism in Eukaryota, Fungi, Ascomycota, Eurotiomycetes, Chaetothyriales, Cyphellophoraceae. The record is from RefSeq and is a predicted model, not a curated record. Bases 1 to 993 code for a protein of 330 amino acids. The transcript has 5 exons.
AUGGCCAUCCUCGACCAUGCCACUGUCCAGGUGAUGUGUGAGGGCAAUCAGGCUACCGAAUACAAUGAUCCUGAGGACGACGUGGAGUCGAUGCCGGACAAUACCAUCUUGAAGUACAUCGAGGUACAGAGUGGAGCAUCUUUCGAGAUCAGAUGCGAAAUCGACUACCACCUUGACUGGAAAACUUCCGACGUCGUGAGCGCGCGUGUCAGUCUGGACGGUCAAGACGUAACAGGCAUCGCUAUCCGUAGGUGCACGUGUCCCAGACGACAUAAAAAACGCGGCGCUAUGAAAGGCGUCUAUUCUGGGAGUGGUAGCGAUGUCAAGUUGCUACAAUUCACUUUCGCCGACCUGGAGACUUGCGAUCUGGAAGUCGAGGAUGACAGGUCCAAAUUCAAAGAGAUGUUCGGAAAUCUUGGCAGUAUCAAAGUUGAGAUGUAUCGUGAGAAACUGUGUGGCUACACGGAGAGCUCUGGCAAAGCCAGAGUCAGUCCACGAUCAUCGGACCCCAUUCCAGAGAAAGGCCUGAAAGGCCGCCCUCUUGACGUAGCGACAACAUACAAGGUUGUUCCAGCUGAACGCAGGCAUAGAGCUGCACACACUGAGAAGGUCGAGGACGAGCCCUUUGCAACCUUUAUCUUCAAGUAUCUAACUAGACGCGGCCUACAGUCUCUAUUGAUCAUCGAUCGUUCUCCGACUCCGAUUCCCCUAGAAGAUCGUCCCAUCGAGGAGCUUACCCGUGAAGAGCUCAUGGAACUCGAGCGACGGCGCAGAGCGAACGGGGAGAUUAAACAUGAGAAGAUCAAGCGUGAGCGAGACUUGAAGGACGCGACGCCCAUGCGGCCUCUCAAGAAGAGCAAGGGGCCAAAUGGUUGCAAUGUCUAUCAUAUCGACUCGGACGAUGACCAGACCGAUGACCAGACCGAGCAACCUCUUGUCGAAUUUGGCGGCACAGAAGGUGAUAGCGACGUCGAGGUGGUGACUCUACGUUGA